This is a messenger RNA of Adelges cooleyi (spruce gall adelgid), 1305 nucleotides long. RefSeq names its product putative protein TPRXL. Lineage: Eukaryota; Metazoa; Arthropoda; Insecta; Hemiptera; Adelgidae. The transcript has 2 exons. The record is from RefSeq and is a predicted model, not a curated record. The coding region runs from base 508 to 972 and encodes 154 amino acids.
UGAUUCUCAUUCCGUUGCAUUGCAUUGCACAUAGUCACGACUCGUUCAUCGUUCUUAUCGCGUUUCGACCGCAGUGGAAUAAAAUAGAGAAACGAAAUCGUAUCGUUACAAAAACGUUUUGCCGUUGUUGUUGUUGUAAUAAUAUUACAUGUUAUUAUUAUCCGCUCUCUUAUCCGAAUCGAAUUUAACAUUUAGCUUCCCGCCAGUCGCCAACAGACGUGCGUACCGCUAACACAUCAUAAUACCUAUGUUCGAUUAGCAAACGAAACCAUAAUAUUAUUAUUGUUUUUACUUAACUGUACCAGAAGAAAAUAUAUAGUAUAAAUCGUUAUUAUCAUUAUUAUACAUUUUUAUUGACGACCAAUAUAAUAUAGGUAUAUAUUUUAUUAUACCCAAGUCCACGAUAUCGUCGACGUGUGUUAAAAUAGUAUUAAUUGCAACUGUACAAAACAAACAAACAAAGGAUAAACAGAACAAUUCGUGUGUGUGCUAUUUAACUGUUUAACGAUGGCUUUCAUGAUGCCCGUGGUGAAAAAAGAUUAUAACAUUUACAACUCUAACCGCAGCCGGCGCGUGUCCGAGUGUGCCAACGACAAGUCGUCGUCGACGAUGGGUUCGUGCGCGAGACGCCAGCACGGCGGGUCCAAGUCGGCCGACGGCCCGUCGUCGCUGUCCACGUCGCCCGGUAGCGAUUUCCUGGCCGGGUCGCCGGCGCACCGGUCGCUCGGCGUGUCCAGGCAGUCCAACAGCGGUCAUCACCGGAACUCUUCGCGGAACUCGCAGUCCAGUCUGCAGAGUCCCGUCAAGUCUUCGUCGACGUCGUCGUCGCCGCCGAAGCUGUCGUCCACGUCGUCGCUGAACAUGUUCCACUCGAAACUCGUCGACAAACUCCGGCGGUCGCUGACGUCCAAGUCCAAAGACAAUAAUACUUCAUCGACGUCCAGCAAAGAUAUUGCACGGAGGAGAUCCUGAGAUAUGGCCAAAGGUGACGGUCACCCAAGGUCCGUUCCAAACUUGGCUCGGUCAAAUAAAAGUCGACCAACAUCCAACUUGGCGACAUCUUGUCCACUGGGCACCAACAUUGUGCUAUGACGAAACAACGUUAACGGCUAAGCAUAGUGCGCACGAGUAUACGGGUGAGUGCCAACACUUUGCUUAGAAUACAUUAUUUAUCACAUGAACUGCAUCCGAUGUGGAACUUCAACUCUGUUUAAACAAUUGUAUGUGUUUUAUAUAUUAUAUAUGGCUAAUAAUAAUAUUAGAGUAUUCUAAAAUUGUAUAAAUACAGCCUACUUUAAGUUGAUA